UGCAGCACGCACGACGUCACGUUUGCGUGUAGUCCUCAGCGGUUACCGGAAACUACAUAUCCCAGCAUGCCUCGGUGAACCGACCACAUCCCGGGAGAGAGGGGGUCGGCGUCGAACCUGUGUUUACUUCCGGAUUUCCUGUAUAUGGCAGAGCUCGCAAACAGCCACUCCACUUGCCCCGUGAGCCCAGCGAGAGCCCCGUGGCCCGAACCGACCCGAGACCGUCCCCGGUGGAGCGCGAUGCUUCGGUGACCGGAGAGCCGCCAUACUCCGGCCGCAGCGGGGAGAUUAGCGCAGCCUCGCGCGACCAUUCAACACAGAAAGUAUCCUUCUGCCACCCUUCGCCAAACGUCAAAGUCAAUGCGGUCCUCGAUCGGAGCGCCGGAGCUCAUCCACGUCUCGUGCGCCCAUCAUUAACGCCGAGCACGAGAACCGGAGAUUAAACGCGACCGAGAGCCGACCCAGACUCCGUUAGCUCGGGCUACCGGGAUACGACGACGGGGGACGGGAUUUAUCCCUUUCGGUCAUCAUGGAGUGGUUAAUGGGGAAGGGCAAAGGGAAGCCCAACGGAAAGAAGCCGCCCACCGAGGAGAAGAAACAUUACCUGGAUGCAGAAUACACCAAAGUAAGAGUCGUCGACUUCGACCUCAAGGAGCUGGUGGUUUUGCCGAGAGAGAUCGACCUGAACGAAUGGCUCGCUAGCAACACCACGACGUUCUUCAAUCUCAUCAACCUGCAGUACAGCACAAUCUCAGAGUUCUGCACGGGAGACACGUGUCCGGCCAUGACCGCCUGCAAUACGACGUACUACUGGUAUGAUGAAAAAGGGAAGAAGACGAAAUGCACAGCGCCGCAGUACGUGGAUUUCGUCAUGAGCUCCGUCCAGAAGCUGGUGACCGAUGAAGACAUCUUUCCCACCAAAUACGGUAAAGAGUUCCCCAACACCUUCGACUCGCUGGUGAAGAAAAUCUGCAGGUAUCUCUUCCACGUCCUGGCCCACAUCUACUGGUCCCACUACAAGGAGACGGUGGCCAUGGACCUGCACGGACACCUAAACACACUCUACACGCACUUCAUGGUUUUUAUAAGGGAAUUCAAUCUGAUGGACCCCAAGGAGACGUCCAUGAUGGACGAUCUGACGGAGGCCCUGUGCACUCCUCUGCCUCCUCAGCCACAGAACCACGUGACGGAGAGAUGAGUCCGGCGCCGCUGCGUCUCGGACCUGCCAAGCCGGGGUUCAGAAGGACUGCUGGGACUCACAGACCUUCUCCACCCUCCCGAACAUUGCUCUCUUUAGGACCCAGUGUAAGGAGCGCUCAGCCAGGCCUCUCGCCGAAUGACCUCAGACGCGGCCGUCUAACCCUUUAACCAAGAACAACCCGACCACGCUUCGGUUUCCUCCUUUCUUUGGCGUCUUCCCUCGUCUUUGCAGUUUCCCCUCUCUUGGUUUCGUAAGGGUGUCGGCCCGGUCCUUGUGUACGGUAUAAAGGUUUCUUUUUCAUUUUUAUAGGGUAAAAGGGGUGUGUGUGCGUGCGUGCGCGUCUGCGCGCGUGUGUGUGUGUGUGUGUGUGUGUUCAAGGCUUUUGCACUCAGGAACUGAGAGAGCUGUCAAUGCUACCUGCUCACCCUUAAGCCUCUCGGUGUCACUUUACUCAUCAUAUAGCAAUCCCAUCCUCUAAAACGCCGGCCCUCUACUUAUAUGGGACAGACUUGUGUUGCAUAUUAGCAUGUUAACCACUGUAGAGGAGAGCCGAGUUGAUUCGGGCGGCCAUUUUGGCUCCAGGGCCUGGGUUUCACGCGUUCUCCCUGGAGAAUGACAAGGACAUUGGCGUUGUCUGCUGUUGAACCCGAACGCCUGCUCGCCAGGCUCUGGAAACGGCCUGCAAUCAUGUCUAGCCUCAUCCCGAAAAGACGAUUCGUGAAUGGAAAAGAAUGUACACUUAAGUCUCUACGUAUCGAUUGCAAAGAUUAUUAUCUUGGAGCGACUGAGAGAGCGAGAAAAAGAGCGACGGAUGUUUUAGUUCUCCCUUCAUCACUGUUCAGAGAGUUUGUGUUGCGACGAGAAGAUCAGACUUUUCCUUUUAAUUUAAUUUAUUUCUUGGUUUUCUUUUUUCCUUUUCGUUUCGGUUUUAGUUGACGUUUUUCAGGGCUCCUCAGUUCUGGCUUUUGUUUUAUGUAUUUUAAUAAUACUUUAAGUUAAAAGCGAUUUAAUAUUUUAAGCUCUGCAAAUUAUAACCUAAUAAAAUAUUUAAAAGUCACAAA
Messenger RNA from Puntigrus tetrazona (Sumatra barb), 2262 nucleotides. It is a transcript of the gene mob2b, whose product is annotated as MOB kinase activator 2b. The transcript is spliced from 5 exons. Bases 530 to 1198 code for a protein of 222 amino acids. The record is from RefSeq and is a predicted model, not a curated record. Gene Ontology annotation, molecular function: protein kinase activator activity. Gene Ontology annotation, biological process: positive regulation of protein phosphorylation; signal transduction. NCBI's taxonomy places the organism in Eukaryota, Metazoa, Chordata, Actinopteri, Cypriniformes, Cyprinidae. Gene Ontology annotation, cellular component: cytoplasm; nucleus.